This is a messenger RNA of Papilio machaon (common yellow swallowtail), 2003 nucleotides long. RefSeq names its product laccase-2. Gene Ontology annotation, biological process: iron ion transport. Gene Ontology annotation, cellular component: plasma membrane. NCBI's taxonomy places the organism in Eukaryota, Metazoa, Arthropoda, Insecta, Lepidoptera, Papilionidae. Gene Ontology annotation, molecular function: oxidoreductase activity; copper ion binding. The transcript is spliced from 9 exons. Bases 143 to 1936 code for a protein of 597 amino acids. The record is from RefSeq and is a predicted model, not a curated record.
AUUUUGCGCAUAACCUUUCGAUUUUUAUUAAGAAAAUAACAAACAAAUAAGUGUAAUAAAAGGUUGGAUGUCACUACAUUAUGAUGCUAUAGUGUAAAUGUUAUAGUUUUAUUUUUGGUGCAAUUUAAUUUUAAUUUUAAAAAUGAAGUUACUUGUUUUGUGUUUAAUUGUUAUUGCUAAUGUGAGCUAUAAUAGCAAAGCAUCCAUAGAAAGUAUAGAUCCAGGGAACACAAACAUUUUUUUGACGGAUACAACCAAAAGUGCAGACAAAUCGUGUUAUCGACCUUGCAAGUUCAACGUGAAACCGAGGCGAUGUCAAUAUCAUUUCAAAAUAGAGCCAACAGUAGGUGAUGACGGAAGGCCAGCGCUAGUCAUCAAUGACAUGACGCCCGGCCCACCGAUACAUGUCUGUGUCAAUGACAUUGUCAUAGUCAAAGUACACAACAAAGUUCCCGGUCAAGACAUGACUAUACAUUGGCAUGGUGUAGAGCAGAAAGGUACGCCGUAUAUGGACGGUGUACCAAUGGUCACUCAGUGUCCUAUAGGAUUUGGCUCUACCUAUGAAUACGCUUUUAUCGCAUCAUCUCCAGGAACAUUCUUCUAUCAUGCUGAUGCAGUGGCUCAUCAAAGUGACGGCUUAUAUGGAUCCUUGAUAGUGGAUCAACCUCAGCCUUUAGAACCACAUUCGUCAUUAUACGAUUAUGACAGAAGCAAUGAACAUACUUUGAUAAUAGCAGCAAGGUUUUCGGAACUUUUAUCGGGAAAUUUAGAUGGAAAUCAAUUGAAACCUGAUUCACUAGUAAUAAAUGGAGAAGAAAAGAGUGUGAAAAUUUUUGUCAUACCCGGAUACACAUAUCGUCUGAGAUUAAUAAACGCUAUAGCAGUUGAAUGUCCACUGGUAGUUGACAUCGAGCACCACCAAAUGAUCGUUAUAGCUAGCGACAGCAAACCGGUAAAACCGAUGUCGGCGGAUAAAGUGAUGCUUUAUCCAGGGGAGCGCAUGGACGUAGUAGUGGAAGCGGUGCACAAGAGCGGUGGCUACUGGGUAAAUGUACGCGGAAGCAAUGAAUGCGAAGGUUUGGCAGCACACGGCAUGCUGCUUUACUCAGGAUUCAACUAUACGUCAUUAUUAGAACAAGGCCCGGGGGGAAAGACUCUUAACAGUGACGUACCGUCUAAUGCCCAAAAGACCAUAAGCGGCCAAAGAUUAUUAUCUUUACAAGAAGAAAACCUCAGCAAAGACGUUAAAUCUAUAUAUUUGGCAGUCGACAGACAUAUGAUACCAUUUAAUGAUAAAGACAACGAUUACAGAUAUCUAAGCGAUGUUACACCAAAGAAAAACUUUUAUCCUGCCGCCGUUUCAUUACAAGACAGAGGUGUAAUACAAAUAAACAAUAAAAAUUUCCUAUAUCCAAAUGGCCUGUACCUUAUUAAACCACACAGCGUAAGACCUGAUAUUAUUUGUAACGUUGGCGAUGAGAUGAUGAAUAAACAACUACAAUGUUUACAAGUUUUGAAAAUAACUGACAAAAAAGUUGUGGAACUGGUUAUUGUAAACGAAGGUUUUGGAAGCAAUGAUUCUUACACGUUCAAUAUGCAUGGGUAUUCUAUGAGAGUUGUGGCCACCGGACAAAGUAAAGACGGUAAACCAAUUUCAAAAUCAGAGUUCCAAUUACUCGAUAAAAGAGGAAAGAUCGAAAGAAAUUUAAGAAAUCCGCCAAUGAAGGAUACAUUCAUCGUACCAAACAAAGGGUACACGAUAGUAAGAUUGAACGCGGACAGAGGGGGCAAUUGGAUGUUGGAGUGCAGAUCUUGUGGGUUCUCGUCAUUACCUGUCGCCAUACUCAUCGAUGUUCCAGUAGCCAUUCCUAAAGCUGUCGUUGAUGUUUUACCGAAAUGUGGUGGUUAUAAACCCGCUGAUGUACUUUUAAACUAAACGCGGACAAUAGACUGAAUAUAAUUAAAUUUAAUAGGAUUACUUUGUUUAAGAAUAUAUUAAAAGA